Messenger RNA from Musca domestica (house fly), 823 nucleotides. Its product is annotated as cuticle protein 19.8-like. Lineage: Eukaryota; Metazoa; Arthropoda; Insecta; Diptera; Muscidae. The coding region runs from base 1 to 771 and encodes 256 amino acids. The transcript is spliced from 2 exons. Gene Ontology annotation, cellular component: extracellular matrix. The record is from RefSeq and is a predicted model, not a curated record.
AUGGCCCUUAAGUUUGUGAUCGUCCUCGCUUUGAUUGCUGCAGCCAGCGCCGCUGUUGUUGUGCCCGGCGCCCCAGUUUUGGCUAAGGCAGUUGCCCUCGAAGAAUUCGAUCCCCAUCCCCAAUACAAAUACGGUUACGAUAUUAAAGACGCAAUUUCUGGUGACAACAAAGGACAUGUUGAGGAACGCGAUGGCGAUGUGGUCCGUGGUGAAUACUCCGUAAUUGAUGCUGAUGGUUACAAACGCACCGUGACCUAUGUUGCCGAUCCCGUCAAUGGUUUCAAUGCCGUUGUCCGUCGUGAACCCAUCGUUGCCGCUGCUCCCGUUGUUGCUGCCGCCCCUGCUCCUGUUGUUGCUCCGGCCCCAGUCUUAAGAGCUGCUGCUCCUGUUGUUGCUCCUGCUCCAGUCUUGAGAGCUGCCGCCCCUGUUGUUGCUCCAGCUCCAGUGGUGAGAACUGCUCCAGUCUUUGCCCCCGCUCCAGUGGUCAGAACUGCUCCAGUUUUUGCCCCGGCUCCAGUAGUCAAGGCAGCUCCUGUCUUCGCUCCAGCUCCAGUUGUCAGACCGGCCCCAGUCUUUGCUCCAGCACCAGUUGUUAAAGCAGCUCCUUUUGUACCUGCUGCUCCAUUCAGUUCCUCCGUGACCUAUUCUGCCACAGCACCCUUUGUUAAGGCCGCUGCUCCUGUAGUAGCCGCACCACCCGCCUAUGUUCCCAGUGGUCCUUAUGUAGCUGCUGCUCCCUUCAACUAUGGAUAUGCUGUCCGCAGUUUUUAAGCGAGUAUAUUGUUAACUUAGUGGUUAUCGUUGUUGAUUAGUUUUUGUUUAA